UUCAAGAAAGUCCAAAACUUGUACUCUGAAAACAAAGUAAAAAGUAUCCACCAAGAAGAUAAGAAACCCAAGAGUCCAAUCCAAUUCCAACCACCAUUCAUGGCCUCCUCUAUGCUCUACUCUGUCCUUUUCCUCCUCCUUCACCAAUCCCUCUUCUCCACAGCCAAUCUCUUCCACAAAAAAGGCCUCUUUAGACAAGAGCUAGAUUUCUCUGAGUCUCAACACAAACCUCUCAAUGACACAACACCAACUCUCUUCUUUGAAGUAACAAAGCCCAUCAAACUCCCCAACACAAAGCCUUGUUCUUAUCACAUCCUCCAACAUGACUUUGGCUACACUUAUGACAAGCCACCAGUUCUUGCAAACUACACCCCUACCUCCCACUGCCCAUCUCAGAAGUUCUCCAAGAUUGUCUUGCAAUGGAAUGCAACUUGCAAAGGCAGGCAAUUUGACAGGAUUUUUGGGGUUUGGCUUGGUGGGGCUGAGCUAUUUCGUAGCUGCACAGCUGAGCCAAGGGCUACUGGGAUUGUUUGGAAUGUUGAGAAGGAUAUUACAAGGUAUUAUUCAUUGCUUAUGAAAAAUCAAACACUUGCUGUUUAUCUUGGUAACCUUAUUACUAGUACUUAUACUGGUGUGUACCAUGUGAAUAUAACUAUUCAGUUUUAUCCUGCUGAAAAAAAUGGUGUGUCCAAAUUGGGUGAUUUGGUGUCUAAAUACCAUUCCCCGGCUAAUUUGAUCAUACCCUUUUCGCAAAACUUACCAUUGAAUAAUGGGUUGUGGUUUGAAAUUGAGAACUCCACAGAUAUUGCACUGAGGGAAUUCAAGAUUCCACAAAAUGCUUAUAGAGCUGUGUUGGAGGUCUAUGUUUCAUUUCAUGAGAAUGAUGAAUCUUGGUAUUCGAAUUUAUACAAUGAGUACAUUGAGGCGAAUAAUAUUACAGGUGUAGCAGGAAAUGGACCUUUUAGGGAGGUUGUGGUUUGUCUUGAUGGUCAGGUGGUUGGUGCCAUUUGGCCUUUUACUGUCAUUUUUACUGGAGGGGUUAAUCCCCUCUUAUGGAGGCCAAUUACUGGUAUUGGAUCAUUCGAUCUUCCUUCUUAUAAUAUUGAAAUCACACCAUUUUUGGGCAAGAUAAUAGAUGGAAAGAGCCAUAAGUUUGGGUUUAGUGUGACGAAUGCAUUAAAUGUUUGGUACAUUGAUGCAAAUUUGCAUCUUUGGUUGGACAGCAAGACCACAAAAAUUGAUGGGAAGAUUUUGGAGCACGUUAGCUCGCCUCUUGUUGUUUCUUUGGUAUCUGAUUUCAAGGGCUUAAAUGGAACGUUUUUGAGUAGUGUAAGCAGGUCUGUAUCCUCCACUGGAUGGGUGAUGUCCUCCCAUGGGAAUAUCACUACUAAUUGGAUUCAAAACUUUAGUUACAAUAAUUCAAUGCUGAUAGAAAGCAAUGGAGAUUUGCAGAUUGUGAAUCAAACCAUCCAUUUUAAUGACAGUGUUCAUGCAAAGUUGCCAUCAUCUUCUGUUUUCUCAACAGAAUCCCACAAAAAAUUCGACCUUUAUUCAUACUACAACGAAUUAGAUGAAGGAAAUGGAACUUCUGUAUCGAGUGAAAAUGUCACUUUGGGAUUUUUUGAAAAGAAGUCUAAGGAUGUUGGUUUUGGAUUCUCAAAGUGCUCUCUUGAAAAUGUGCAGAAUGGACAGGGCAAUAUGGCUGUAAAGAACAAUUUGGUGGUAAGUGGAUUAGGCAGUACACAACAAGUGUACAAAUAUGAUGGCAGCGAUUUUUGUUACUUCAGAAAUGUAAGCAGCUCGAAUUAUACCAUCCUUUAUGAUGAACUGGGAAACAUAUGUCAUAAAGGAACAAGGUCUAAUUCUGGUUUUAGGUUAGGCAAUAUGCAGACUUUCCCUGCUUGAAGGGCUUUUCUUGCACCCAGUUUACUUCAUAACAGUAAAGAAGUUUAGAUUUUUUGUUUUGUUUUUCCAAUAGAUCAUGAACACUCUUAAUUAAUCCAUUCAAAUAAUUAAAAAAUUUGUAGGCCGAAACAGGGUCGUCGAAAAUGAAUCAGGUUUGCAUAAGCAGUAUCCCUCAUUAUAAUGGGAGGUUCUGAUGAAAGUGGUGAUCUUUUUGUGUUUUGUAAAACGAAGUUGCAAAAUGAAAUUCUUUGUUGAUACCUCUUGAAAUUCUUUGUAUCUUAAUGCUAAUGAAGUUAUUUUCAAUUAUAAAUA
Quercus lobata is the source of this 2217-nucleotide messenger RNA. Its product is annotated as peptide-N4-(N-acetyl-beta-glucosaminyl)asparagine amidase A-like. The record is from RefSeq and is a predicted model, not a curated record. Bases 100 to 1905 code for a protein of 601 amino acids. NCBI's taxonomy places the organism in Eukaryota, Viridiplantae, Streptophyta, Magnoliopsida, Fagales, Fagaceae. The transcript has a single exon.